Messenger RNA from Drosophila mojavensis, 5101 nucleotides. RefSeq names its product histone deacetylase 4 (gene HDAC4). Lineage: Eukaryota; Metazoa; Arthropoda; Insecta; Diptera; Drosophilidae. Gene Ontology annotation, molecular function: histone deacetylase activity. The record is from RefSeq and is a predicted model, not a curated record. Bases 806 to 4489 code for a protein of 1227 amino acids. The transcript is spliced from 14 exons. Gene Ontology annotation, biological process: negative regulation of transcription by RNA polymerase II; chromatin organization. Gene Ontology annotation, cellular component: histone deacetylase complex.
GUGUUGGGUAAUUUUUUGUUGUCAAAUUUUUUUUGUUUUUUUUUUAUGUUUUACCCCACGAAUUACGCGUGCAGUAAAGUGUCAGCAGUAUCAACAACAGCAGCAACAAAACAACAACAAAUGUCGCAGUGGUGAAAAGCAAGUGCGAAAAAUAUAACUAAAAGCUGAUCAAAUUGUGGGCGAAACAACAACAAAACGAAGAGAGCAAAAAAUUAAAAUAAAAAAAUAAGCAGCAGAUGUACAUACAUACCAUGUACGUUUGUACAUUUCAGUAGUGUUAGUACUAAAUACUAGUACCAAAUAAAAGAAAUAAAUGCGAAUCUGUUUGUGAAUAUGUGAAGUGACAAAAAUGAAAUAAAGUAAAAAAACACACGCACUCAUACACGCAUAUAAAAAGUCGUGAAUUCGUCGUUGUCGCUGCUCUGGUGUUUGUGUGCGCACAUCCACAUACAUGCGCACACACGCAUACAUUUUGUGCAUAUGUGUGCUCCUCUAGUGGCGAGCGUGCGAGCGAGAAAGAGAGUGUGGAAGAGCGAGCAGUCGUUGUCUUUAGUUUCUGUGUUGCUUUUACAUUUUUUUUGCCAGAGUAUUUAUUUAUUUUUUUUUUUUUAAUAAUAAUUUUCGCAUUGUGAAAAGUUUUUUUUUGCUUCGUACAUCGCAAGUUUUGGAAAAGCGUGUGUGCGUGUGCGUCGCCGCGCGCGUUGGCAGCAGCGCAACAACAAGAAUAACAGCAAAAAAUAAAAUCAACAACAUUUAUAGGCCCGAGUCGGAGCAGUUCGCGCCACUUUGAAGAGGUCCAUGCAAAAUGUCUAGUCCUGACGAUAGAAUACCAAUACGUGAUUUGCCGCCUGAAGCCGGAAACGAUGAACGAUUGCUGCACAUAACGCCGGGCGUUUUAUCGCUGGACUUUAAACCGCAUCAAGUUGACAUUGAUCAGCAGAUCCUGGAGCUGAAGAAGAGCCAGGAGCUGCAGAAACAGCGUCUUUUCCACUCGUACCAGGAACAGACGAAGCAAAUGGAACUGGAGCAUAAACUGCAACUGGAGCACAAAUAUCAUUUUGCGGUGCAUUCACAUGGCGCUUUCCAGGAAUUGCGGGAACAGAGCAUGGUCACGGCGGCAGCAGUUGUCGAGGAGCAGCAUCGCCAGCACCAACAUCAGCAACAUCAGCAACAGCAGCAGCUACAGCAGCAGCAACAACAGCAACAACAACAGCAGCAGCAGCAGCAGCAGCGGGAGCGAAAAGAACGUGAAGUGAUGAAGCGAAAGGAGAAUUGCAGCGCUAAUGCGAGUCCCGAAGUCAAACAGAUACUCAGUUGCUUUCUCAUGAGCCGCAAGUCGCAGGCGGUGGCUCCAAAUGGCACAACAACCACAUCGCCCUAUCGCAAUCGCGGUGUUGUUAAGAGCUCUUCGGGCGAAUCAUUGCCCGCUGGCACCGUCACCAGCGCACAUCCAUACAAAAUACCACAACCGCCGACCUCACUGCUCAAAUAUGAAUCUGAUUUCCCCCUGAGGAAAACUGCAUCGGAGCCAAAUUUGCUGAAGAUCCGGCUCAAGCAGAGCGUCAUCGAGCGCAAGGCACGGAUCGGCGGUCCGGCGGGGGCUCGACGGCACGAACGGCUGCUGCAGGCCGCCCAGCGACGGCAUCAGAAGAACUCGGUUCUCACAAAUUGCAACAGCACCACAGACUCGGGCCCCAACUCGCCGCCCUCGUCGACGACAUUGUCGGUGGGCGUGGUCGGUAGCCGCGGCUCACCGACCAGCGCGCCCAUCCAGGAGGAGAACGAGGAGGGCAGCCAGUACCAGCCCGGCCAGCGCAGCAGCAUCAACGACCUGCCGCUCUUCAGCUCGCCCUCCCUGCCAAACAUAUCGCUGGGCCGUCCGCAUUUAACCAACGCCCAGGCGGGCCAGGCCAACUAUGCCAUGUUCGCUGCACUGCAGCAGCAUGCGGCCGCCGCUGCCGCCGGGCCCGGUGCACCGCCCGUGAAUGUGGCCGGCGUGGGCGUGGCGCCCACCUACUACAAUCCGCUGGCGAUGUCGUUUGGCGGGCGGCAGCCGGCGCCGCCGCUCUCGAUGAUGCCCGCCACGGGCAUUGCGCCGCAGCCGUCGCCGGUGGUGCGCUCCGCCUCGGCCACGUCCACGUCCUCGUCGCAGGCCUCGCUGGUGGGCGACACGGCGCCGCCGCAGGCGCACGCCGCCUCCCUCACCUCGGCCUCGUCCUAUUUGCAUCUGAGCGGCACCACUGCCGUCAAUCUCCACGCGGCUGCUGCGGCCGUGGCGGCGGCGGCUGCUGCUGCCGCCGCUGGCUCACUGCCGCCCUCCAACAGCCACAGCCACAGUCACAGCCACAGCCACAGCCACGCCCAUGCGCUGUACAAUGCGCAUCAGCAGCAGGCGCAGGCGCAGGCGCAGCAGGUGGCCCACGCGCACGCGCCCAUCACGGACGCCCAGGUGGCGCAGGUGCAUCUGCAUAAGCAGGGCCACCGUCCACUGGGGCGCACCCAAUCGGCGCCCCUACCCCUAGGCCAUCCCAUGCUCACGGGCGCCAGCCAGCUGAGCGUGGUGCAGACGCACUACGAGAACAGCGAGGCGGAGCGACAGGCGUACGAGCACCAGGUGCUCACGCAGAAGCUGCGCCAGAAGGUGCUCACGCGCAGCGAUGCGGCUGCCGCGGCGGCUGUGGUCGCCGGGAUACGCGAGCCGCAGCUGCAGCUGCGCGAGGAGGAGGACGACACGGCGGCCGAGGUCAUGGACCUCACCGACAAGAAGAAGCCGCCCAAGACGGUGCUGACGAGCACGAUUGCCACCAGCACCUCGCAGAAUCUGCCGGAGGCCCUGGCCGCCGCCUCCUAUCGGGCGGCCGCCAAGUCCAGCAAAUUGCGGGACCAGGAGUAUUUGCAGCAGCAGCGCGAGCUGCUCUACCUGCACGAGGAGGAGCUGGCCAAGGACCUGAUGCGCCCGCUCUCGCGCACCCUCAGCAGCCCCCUGGUGCCGGGCCAUGGCCUCAGCCAGAUACCCGACACCGGGCAGCAUCCGACGCCCAUCGCUACGUCCUCCUCGGCCGAUCAUAUUCCGCCCGUGAACCUGUCGCUGCCCCACAAGCGCCAGCUCUUCAGCAACGUGUACGCGGCACAGCUGCGACAGCAUCAGCAGUCGUCGGUGGAGAGCGGACUGCCAGCGCACAAGAAGAUCACAACGGGACUGGCCUACGAUCCGCUGAUGCUGAAACACGCGUGCAUUUGCGGCGACAACGCGCCCCAUCCGGAGCACAGCGGGCGGCUGCAGAGUGUGUGGGCGCGGCUGAACGAGACGGAUCUGGUGAAGCGAUGCGAUCGACUGCGCGCGCGCAAGGCCACGCAGGAGGAGCUGCAGACGGUGCACACGGAGGCGCACGCGAUGCUCUUUGGCUCGAACCAGGGCCAGCUGACCCGGCCCAAGCUGGAGAGCACGCUCUCCGCGAGCUUUGUGCGGCUCUCCUGCGGCGGCCUGGGCGUCGACCUGGACACCACCUGGAACGAGCAUCAUACGGCAACGGCCGCCCGCAUGGCCGCUGGCUGUGUCAUCGAUCUGGCCUUCAAAACGGCCAAAGGUGAAUUGCGCAACGGCUUCGCCGUCGUCCGUCCGCCCGGCCAUCAUGCAGAGGCCAACCUGGCCAUGGGCUUCUGUUUCUUUAACUCAAUUGCCAUCGCCGCGAAGCUGCUGCGCCAGCGCGUGCCCGAAAUGAAGCGCAUCCUCAUCGUCGAUUGGGAUGUGCAUCAUGGCAAUGGCACUCAGCAAGCAUUCUACCAAAGUCCCGACAUUCUAUAUCUUUCCAUACAUCGACACGAUGACGGUAAUUUCUUUCCCGGCACUGGUGGUCCCACUGAGUGUGGCUCCGGUGCUGGUCUCGGCUACAAUGUGAACAUCUCGUGGUCGGGCGCUCUGAAUCCACCGCUGGGCGACGCCGAGUAUAUCGCUGCAUUCCGUACCGUUGUGAUGCCCAUUGCCAAGUGCUUCAAUCCGGACAUUGUGCUUGUCUCCUCCGGCUUCGAUGCGGCCACCGGGCAUCCGGCUCCACUUGGGGGCUAUCACGUAUCGCCCGCCUGCUUCGGUUUGAUGACACGCGAGUUGCUUCAGCUGGCCAACGGCAAGGUGGUGCUGGCCCUCGAGGGCGGCUACGAUCUGGCGGCCAUUUGUGAUUCGGCGCAGGAAUGCGUACGCGCCCUCCUCGGCGAUCCGGCUGCCCCCAUAGCGCCCAGCGAACUGGAGCGGCCGCCCUGCCAGAACGCCAUCAACACGCUGCAGAAGACUAUUGCCAUACAGCAAACGCAUUGGCCCUGUGUCCGACUGCUGGAGCACACAGUCUGUCUGUCCGCGCUGGAUGCGCUGAAGAUCGAGCACGAUGAAUCUGAAACGGUCAACGCCAUGGCCGGCCUCUCCAUGCAGUCGCUGCACAGAACGCUCUCGCGUGAUGAUUCCGAAGAGCCGAUGGAUCAGGAUGAGACCAAAUAGACGAACGCGCCGCCCUGCAACGCCGUCCACGUCGCCUGCUCAACGGACUCUAUUUAGUUAUUGUUGUAGUUGAAAUUAAUUGUUGUUUUUAUUGUUGUUGAUGUCAUUUGUUGUUGCCGUCGUCGUCGUCAUUAUUGUUGUUGUUGAUGUUGCUGUUGUUGUUGUAAUUGUCAUCAUCACGCGAUCGUCGUCUGUCGCUUAGCUCCAUCUCUUUCUUUUACUCUCUCUCUCUCUCUCUCUCUUUCUCUCUCCAUCUGUCUCCCUCUAACUCAUUCUCUGCUCUGCACUCUCUGUCACACUCUAACUGUAUUUGAUACGCACAAGCCCCGACAAACACACAAACUCAGAGAGACUGAGAGACAGCAACAAAUAUAACAAAUCAAAUAGAAAUGUAACCAUGGAAUGAGAAGGGGAAGGAGCAGAAAGAGGAGGAGCACCUGGAGGUGCAGAUGAAGCAGCAGAUGGAGCAGAAAAAGAUCCGAGGCAGAGCCGGAGUAAAAAAGCAAGAAGUAGAAAGAGCUGGAAACAAGGCCUAAAGUUCAAAACGUGGCUGUGCCACUAAAAGCAAAAACAAAAACAAUUUAAAAAUAAAAACAAGUAAAGUAAACAAAA